Thermochaetoides thermophila DSM 1495 is the source of this 2733-nucleotide messenger RNA. RefSeq lists its product as uncharacterized. The record is from RefSeq and is a predicted model, not a curated record. The coding region runs from base 1 to 2733 and encodes 910 amino acids. Gene Ontology annotation, molecular function: protein binding. Lineage: Eukaryota; Fungi; Ascomycota; Sordariomycetes; Sordariales; Chaetomiaceae. The transcript is spliced from 4 exons.
AUGGUACAGCUUGAUGCUCUGAGGGAGCGUCCGCAGCCCGAGAUGAUGCAAAAAUCGAGACUGCUGCCAGAGUCCUUCUUUGCCGUGCCCCGUACCAAGCACACCGGGAGGCCAAGCUCGGUCUACACAGAGUUCAUGGAGUCGGAUACGGAGAUCGAGCAAGGGGAUGAGCAAGAUGACGACGAAGUGUUCAGCGAUUUUGAGGACUUUGCGGGUCUUGACGACGGCGAAUGCUCGCCCCGGCAUAGCAUAAGCUCGUCUGGAAAACAACCCAGCUUCACUACAGUCUCAUCCUACGACGAGGUUCCUACCCCGACAUCACUCAAGCAACCACUCUUCCUCAUCGAUGACGACUCGAAGCCGCAACCUCCAGUCGACGGCCCCAAGGGGCCCCAUCUGUUUCGCAGCUCACUGUCCUCCGCCCAGUCGAUCGAGCUGCAGCAUGCGCUCACUCUCUCGCCCAUCACUCCGCAGGACCCGGUCGCCAUGGACUUCCAUAUGCAGGACAUCCACUUCACGACGCUGCCCAAGAACCUGAAGAAGCGCGAUGUGGGACCCUUCCAGUUCACUGAUGAGGAGCUCGACACGGCAAUGCUGGCAAACUGGACGCCCGAGAUGGUAGCGCAGCAUCUGUUGAAUGUGGGCUUCGAUCUCGAGGUGUGCGAGAAGUUUGUCGAGAACGACAUCAAUGGGCCAAUUCUGAUGAAGCUUGAGCUGGAGCAUCUCAAGGAGCUCGGUAUCAGCUCCUUUGGUCUCAGGCACCAGAUCUGGGGGGAGAUCGGCAAGAUGAAGGGCCUAAAGCCGUCGCAGUCGAAGCCGGAGGGAGUGCAGCACGACACCGACAUCGACGAGGAGCCAGAUAGGAGGGUCAGGAAAGAGAUCAAGCGCAAGGAGAGCAGCGCCCGCCGGGGAAGGCCACGCGUCAAGGUCAAUGACGUCGUCACUCCCCUUGAGUCCGUCUCCAUCGUCGGCAUUGAGCAGGUCAUCCCCAAGCCUCAUAAGUGCAGCAAGGGCGACAAGUGCCCGCGCAAUCAGAGGGUUCAGAAGAUGGUCGAGCAGUUCAAGAAGGAGCACCCGUUUGUUCAUGACAACGGCAUCAUCAUGAUUGCCGGCGACCCGGGUAACCCAGAGACGGCUGAGGCCAUCCCAGUCGACGAGGCUAUUCGUCCUGUCUCCGAUGCCGUCCCCUCUGUCGUAGCCUCGUCGGAUGUCAUGGGCCCUGGCGAGAAGACAACGAUUCAAUAUCUCAAGGAGGCUACCCUCCGUGCCAUCCCGCCUAAGGACCCCCAGGAUCGUGUCCGUCAGUACCUUGAUCUGCAGCGGCAGCAGCUCAACGCUUCGAGCGAGAACCUCCCCAAGCUUUCCAUUCCGCAGAAGCCGACUAUCACUCCUCCUCGUCAAGAAUCUCCCACUGGCGGGCUGCAGCCCCGGUCGGCGCGCCCAGCCUCGCAAGUCAUCCCCUCCUUUCGGGAGCUGACCCCGACCGAAGACGAGGCUACCCCGACGCCGACCCAACCGGUCUACCGCUUCGGCACGCCCUUCUCGGACAUGGAUGUCCCAGUCACCAUGCAGCAAAUCCCGCCUGUGUCGAGGGAUAUUUCGCAGUCCGUGCCGCCGGAUAUGACCUAUCGUCAUAACUUCCAGGCUGUGGGCGCGAACCAGCCCAGGAGCACGUCUCGCAACACCAUCCGGCGUCCGUCCUUCCCUGUCAUGCCGGCGCUGGAUGAGAAUGGUGUGCUCUCGCCUACCGCAGUAGAGGCUCACCAAAACACGACCUCGCUGUCAAGCAUGGGCAAUGGCACGGGCAUCAAGCGCUCACAGAGUGUGCGUGUCGGCCCGACAACAGGCAGGCUCCUGCAGCCGCCUCCUCGGGUUCAGUACCCCUGGACACAGACCGAGCGCCCGACGAUGGAGAAGGCCAUCCCUCCGGGCUCUAGCGUGGAAGCCUUGUUCAACGGCUCGAACCACUCUGCCUCAGGCAGCAUCGGCAGCAUCAGCAGCAUCAGCACGACCAACACCGCCAGCAGCAACGGCAGUGGCGGUGGCAACAGCACCCCAGCGACCUCCGUCUCUUCUUCCUCAUCUCCCCUCAAAGCCCUGCGCAUCAACGGCCGCCUCUCCCCCAUCACCGACACGCCCACCAAGCCCAGCGACUUGUCCGCCUCCGGCGAAAUCACCUACGCGGGCCUCAUGCGCAAGCGCAAGACCAAGAUGCUCCGCCACGAGUGGCACGAGCACUUCUUCAUGCUGCGAGGCACGCGCCUGACGAUGCACAAGGACAAGGAGGCGGCCAUGGCGGCCAAGACGCUGGAGUACAUCGAUAUUGACGAUUACGCGAUCGCGUGCAGCACGGCGGCUACUAGCCGCAAACUGAACGCGGCCAUCAAGGCGGCCAUGCACCUCCGGGGCGACAAGGACAAGGAUAAGAAGGAGGAUGUCGCGGCAUUCAGCUUCCAGUUGAUUCCGCAGAAUAAUAAGGAGGGGAAGUUGCUCAAGAAGAGGGAGUCGAACAUGCCUGGAUCGAAGGAGAAGGACUCGAAGGAAAGCAGUGGGAGCUCGGCGGCGCCACCGCCGCCGAUUGAGGGUGCUGUGAAUGGUACGGGCAAGACGCACCAUUUCGCAGUGAAGAGCAGGGAGGAGAGGAUUGAUUGGAUGCGGGAGUUGAUGCUGGCUAAGGCGAGGAAGCAGAAGGGGGAGGGAUUUGAGGUGAGUGUUAAUGGGAAUAUGAUUUGA